CACUCCUCCAGCCUGCUGCUGAUGCUGCGACCUGGACGCCGCUUUGAAGUGUCUGCAGAGGGGGACAAAAGCCGACAAAAGCAUGGAAAUUUGAUUAGCACGCUCGCUCUGCUUCCCAAGUCUGAAGAGCUGCUUUUCUGGGGUUGGCGUAUAAAUAUCAGAGGGCGAGGAGGAGCGGCUGGGGAUUUGAAGCCAUGGAUGCACCGGGACAGUGCCUGGUGCUGCUGUGUGCGCUCCACCUGACAUUGGCGGCGGUGUUGAACAAACACACGGAGCACAGAAACCUGAUCGCCCAAAGAAUCUGCUGCAAGAGACAGACUCACUUAGUCUACAUUGGACGAGACAUCUCGGGGGGUCCCGUCAGCGUGGACGUGGGCAUGUGUCGGCCUCACUGCGGUGGCCCGCCACGCCCGCUGCACGAGGCGCAGCGAGCGCAGGAUUACGCGCAACACGUGUCCAUGCUGGAAUUCCUCAGGAGCAAAAAACUUAGGAGGCAUGAAUUCGCCGCCCUGGACGCCCCCGAGCCCCGAAACCUGCUUCCUUCGUGCGGGAUGAACCAUGUGUGUGAGCCCACGGGGAUGCGCGUGGACCGGCUGUUUCUGUUCGAGGGCCCCCGCGAGGUUGAGGUCAUCCAGGAGUGCCACUGCGAGAUCAAGCUGAGCCAGUGCAUGAGGGUCCCCUCGCUCAGGACCUUUUACGCCGAGACGCCCUACGAGAGUGUCAUCGACGUGGGAGGCUGCUCGCGGUCCAAAGGCUCUCCAGAGGGGUUCACCUGCGUGCCCACCAAGUUCGACUCAGCCUUGGUGGAAACCCCCAACAAAGUGGACGUCAUCCAGACGGUGUCGGCCUGCGAGCUGAAGGAGAGCUGCUACCGGGGGUCCUACGUGGAGUACUACUAUGAAAUCCUCCACCAUGGCGACGGGGUCAAGGAGGAAAGACUCAAGGAAGUGGACGUAGGCAGAUGUUUGGGAGGCUGCACCACAGGAAACCGAUGCCUUCUCAGGAGUCCUUUGGAUCCCGAUAUCUGCCACUUGUGGGCUGAAAAACAAUCCAACUCUUGCGUUCCCCAAGGAUACGAGAGCCACAGCUUCCUUAGCCAACACCGGAGGAUUCGCACAGUCCUCUCCAUCACCUCCUGCCAUUGUCAACACUGAUGACACAACCACACCUGGUUGCUACCGACGAUAACUUGACAACUUGACCCAUUAAAGUAUUAUUGUAUGAU
Nerophis lumbriciformis (worm pipefish) is the source of this 1225-nucleotide messenger RNA. RefSeq names its product pinhead (gene pnhd). The record is from RefSeq and is a predicted model, not a curated record. Lineage: Eukaryota; Metazoa; Chordata; Actinopteri; Syngnathiformes; Syngnathidae.